Molecule: messenger RNA, 2571 nt
Organism: Fusarium falciforme
Lineage: Eukaryota; Fungi; Ascomycota; Sordariomycetes; Hypocreales; Nectriaceae
Exons: 5
Coding region: 1-2571 (856 amino acids)
Source: RefSeq, a predicted model, not a curated record
AUGGCAGCGACGGUCCCCUUAGCCUCCCGUUCUCGGUCAACUCGUUCGACACGGUCGCUCUUCCCAUCAUCCUUCGCAGCCCGCCUGUCUGCUCUCUUUCUCUCUCUUCCUCCCCGCAACCGAACGACUGCCAACUUGAGCCGAGCCGACAAGCAGCGAGCCCCAGAGCAUCAUUCACGUCCUCACGUCCCCAUGGCUCAGUCUACAACCGCUACAGCAUUCCGAGCCGGUCCCAACGGCGCCCCGGACAAUCAUGCCGACUUUCUCGCCCGAGUCGCUCAGCGAGAGGCGCGCAGCAGGGGCACCAAACGGCCCGCACCGCUGUCCGCCGAGGCGCAUGAGGAGAACCGAAAGCGGCUGCGUCGAGUGACCUUUGUCAAGCCUGUGUAUGCUGAUGAAACCCAGAUCAACGUCGCUGGCGUAUUCAGGAAAUGGAAGCGCUACUGUCAGGAAAAGAAGGUCGGCGAUUGGGAGACGACGUUGAAAGAUCUACCGCGAGAGACGACGAUGGAUUUUUUUCUCUUCGUCUGCGGCAACUACAAAAUCAAGUCGUGGGGUACUCUGGAUGUGUAUAUUCGCCAAUUCCAACAGUUAUACACCACAGUCACGGGUCGUUUCAUGGACCGCAAUGAGUCGAAGGAAGUGUACAAGUACAAUCGUCAUGUCUUGAUCCCUCAGUUCGGCCUUCGUGCGCCCAACAUCGACGCCAAGCCAGUCGUGAGCGCGGCCGGGUUGGAGGUCCUCCUGGUGUUCAACAUGGCAUACGACGAGAGCAUCUUCCCCAGCGAACGGCACCGCGUCCAACUCGCCUGCUGCUACAAGAUUACGUGCUAUACCGGGGCGAGACCCGGCGAGCUGGUCGACAACGAGAGGCGAAAGCCCAAAGACGGCUCAACUCAGCAGCUCUUCGGCUCCAAGGUCGUGUCUUCGCCCAGCGCCGACUGCGAAGCGGGCGAAGGCCAGGAUGACGAUGUCGCGCCUGAUGAGGCAUCCCGGCGGCUAGACGUGCUGUUGUCGGCGGAAACCAAGGCACGCGGUCGACCCAAGGCUCUCUGCUACGAGGACAUUCAUCUGAUGAUUGUCCGCCACCCGAGGACGGGACGGGCAGUACCCGCCAUGGCUAUCAGGUUUACCCAUCACAAAGGCGCAGAUAACAGGCCGAAACCUACCGUCUUCUACUUUACGCCGACGAGGAAACUCGUUUUUUGUGUCAUCAGCGACAUCAUCGCCCUCGCGCUUCACGACGGCGCCUUUGCCGCGGCGAGCUUGACAGACGCCUCUCAGGUGCUAGGGACCAAGAUCCCUGCCUGCAAGCCGUCCACACAGCUACGGUGGAAGGAGUCUAUGCUCAAGGUCCCCGUUUUCCGCCGCUUUGACCGCAAUGGCGAACUCUCCAAAGAUGAAGCCAUGCUCUAUGCCAAGUUCAGAGAUGACAUGGCUCAACAGAGCGAGAAUGCGGGGUUCGAGGUUCGCUGGACGCCAAGGGCCGGCCGCAGAGGAGCCUCAAACGCUGCGAACGGUAACGCGCCGGACGCUGUCCGAGAUCAGAUGAUGCGCCACGACCCCAAGUUUCUCACGUUUCACAGCGCCUACCUUAAUCAGAUGGUCGAGUUUGACUUGCAGAAUACCUUUCUUGAGGAACAGACAGAGAGCGAAUUGUACAAAUUAUUCGCGCACGUCAGCCUUACCCGUGACCCUCGUGCUAAACGGGACAUGGUGCCUGCAGAAGUAUGGGCGAACCUGCCACCCGAUCCCGAGAUCAUUGAGCUGGAGCAGCGGCGAGCAUUACUCAAGCAGGGGCGGCAUCGUAUCCAGGGUCUAGAGGCCGAAGAAGAGAUACGCAUGCUUACCGAGCAGAUCCGACUCAAGAAGGGACGACGCGUGCACCUGAUCGCAAGAGAGUACCGCCAGUAUUACUUCUAUCACCGUGACACCUGGGAUAUUGACCGGCACGCACGCGGAGAAGACGAAGACGAGUACGUGGAGCCUGUCAUCCAUGCCACUAUACCAGAACGCAAGGGAUUGGCAGAGAUCCUCUGCCACCAGCCCGAGGACUUGACUGAAGACCAGAUCUGCCAACGAAGGAUCCAGUUCAUCGAUCUCAUGGUGGCUCUCUGUCACAAAAGAGAGACGGUCAAGCGCUCCCGCGUCCGACAGAGCGCCAAAGCCUGCCUAUCCAUAAAGACCGAGCCUCUCGAAGCAGAACACGAAACGUUGCCCAGCCCUGAUCGAUUCCCUCUGCUCCUUCACGCUGCUCAAUGUCCUGAUUGCAUCGGUGAUGAGCGACUGUCUCGUGAAGAGCGCGCCUUUACAUACUGCCGCCCGACUGUCAUGAACGACCACUUCGAUGACCAGCACCUGGUUAGGCGCGAGCAGGCUGAGCAGAGCGGCGAGAGGAUCCGGUGUGAGCAUCCCAAGUGCAGAGAUGUCAGACUCCAACAUUUGGACCACUUCCGGAGCCAUGUCCAGAAGGUUCAUGGUGUCACCCUGCGGACGUCAGAGCAAGUGAAGCAGAGGCGACAGCGCAAGGUAAGGCGUCGCCAGAUGGUCAGGGGAAAGCGCCCACAGUAG